AUGAUUCCCACGUAUCUCGAACAACAUCACUGCAAAACUAACCGACGGAAAUUUAUAGACACCGUCGAUAAUCUGCUAUUAGAAGGAGAUGUCUCACACCUUGUCAAGCGUGGUUCUCGCGAGAAAUGCGGGCCUAAAUUAGCUGACAGUGACAACACCAAGCGCAGUGUAGGGUUCAUUCUCUUUGAGCGCAAUGUCACGACCCUGGAUAAACGGAUGGAACUACCUAAGAGAAGCAUGGGUCUCUUUUACGACAAGGAGUUCGUCAGACUUACCGAAAGGGUUGUACCACACGACAGCGCAUCUAGAGCUGAGUAUAUGAGCACCGGCGUUAUGACAACAUUUGCCAGUUUGCCUCAGGAUAAAGUGUAUAGCAAUGGCGGACAAUUGUCGGGCUGCACUACAUUAUAUGUCAUCAGCCGCAAGGGGGUGUAUGCUGUGCACUGGUGGGAAAAUGUAUCCUUCGAUCCGGAUCUGGUGUGGCGGAGGCCACGAACCCAAACAACAGAAGACAUUUUCCAAAAAACGGUCCUCGAUAUGUUGACCAACGGAGGGAGAUACCAUCCCAAACUAGACGCCAGUCUUAUCGAGGACAACUGGAUCAGGGCCUAUCUUUUGCACCCAACGGAGGCUUGGAACGCUGAUGAAGGUGGUCAGCCCUAUACAGCUCAAUGGGAGAUGAUUCGGACCCAUGUCGGCCAAUUGAUACCAACAUUGCAAGAUCAAUCACGCUGGAAGGACAUUCCAUAUGAGGCAUUAGAUGACGAGGACCCACGCCUCAGAAUGCUAAAGGCAACCGCGGGAAGGUAUCUUUUCAAGUACGACCCAGCCCAUAUUAUUGGGAGACGGCAAACAGCACAAUUGGCUAUGUUAUGGUUCGAGGACGACAAGAACAGGUAUCACAAGGAUCAAUGGUGA
Penicillium nucicola is the source of this 918-nucleotide messenger RNA. RefSeq lists its product as uncharacterized. The record is from RefSeq and is a predicted model, not a curated record. The transcript has a single exon. Lineage: Eukaryota; Fungi; Ascomycota; Eurotiomycetes; Eurotiales; Aspergillaceae. Bases 1 to 918 code for a protein of 305 amino acids.